Molecule: messenger RNA, 2289 nt
Organism: Gadus macrocephalus (Pacific cod)
Lineage: Eukaryota; Metazoa; Chordata; Actinopteri; Gadiformes; Gadidae
Gene: pls1
Product: plastin 1 (I isoform)
Exons: 16
Coding region: 253-2145 (630 amino acids)
Biological process (GO): actin filament network formation; actin filament bundle assembly
Cellular component (GO): actin filament; cytoplasm; actin filament bundle
Molecular function (GO): calcium ion binding; actin filament binding
Source: RefSeq, a predicted model, not a curated record
CCACCUGUGUCACUCCUCCUGGGAUAGAGAAAUAGCCAGCAGCUGGCCCCUGGCUCUCCGCUGCCUCUUCUCUCACUGCCCCUCUGUAUCUGCCCCAGCCAGGAACCACUAGCCCCACCGCCCCAUCAGCUGCCACUUACCCGCGGAGAAGGACGGCUGGACCCUGAGACCUGCCCUCCCGCUUUGGGCUGGACGGAACCAACUAGCAACACACAAGCGUAUGCCAAGGUGUACAACGCAAGAAGCAUCAGAAUGGAGAACAUCACACAGAUCUCCAGAGAUGACCUGGAUGAACUGAGAGAGGCCUUCAACAGAAUUGACAUUGACAACAGUGGGUAUGUGAGUGACUUUGAGCUGCAGGAGCUUUUCCGGGAGGCCAGCUUCUCCCUGCCGGGCUACAGAGUGAGGGAGAUCGUUGAGACCUUCAUCGCUGGAGACACCAACAAGGACGAGAAGAUCAGCUUCGAAGAGUUUGUGUCUAUCUACCAGGAGCUGAAGAGCAAGGAGUUCAGUGAGAGUUUCAGGAAGAUCAUCGCUAGGAAAGAUGGGAUUCGCUCAUUUGGAGGGAUGUCGGGAAUCUCCAGCGAGGGAACACAGCACUCCUACUCCGAUGAGGAGAAGGUGGCGUUUGUUAACUGGAUCAACAAAGCCCUUGACAAGGACCCAGACUGCAGCCACCUGCUGCCCAUGAACCCUCAGAACGACAGCCUCUUCAAGUCUGUACGGGACGGCAUCCUACUCUGUAAAAUGGUCAACUUGUCUCAGCCUGACACUAUUGACGAGAGAGUCAUCAACACCAAGAAGAUGUCCACCUUCACCAUGACUGAGAACCUGGUCCUCGCCCUGAACUCGGCGUCGGCCAUAGGCUGCACGGUGGUGAACAUUGACGCCAGCGACCUGAUGGCUGGGAAACCCCACCUGGUUCUGGGGCUCCUCUGGCAGAUCAUCAAGACCGGCCUGCUGGCCGACAUCGAGAUCGGCAGGAAUGAGGCUCUGAUUGGUCUCCUGGGCGAAGGAGAGGACCUGGACCAUCUCCUGUCCAUCUCCCCUGAGGAGCUGCUCCUGCGCUGGGUCAACACACACCUGACCAACGCAGGCACCCAGACCAUUAGGAACUUCAGCGAGGACAUCAAGGACUCCAGGGCCUAUUUCUACCUGUUGGACCAGAUCUCCCCUAAAGGAGAGCGAGAGGAUGAGCUGGCGGUGAUCAUUGACAUGAGUGGUCUCCGCGAGCGAGACCUUAACCAGAGGGCAGAGCUCAUGCUCAAGCAGGCGGCCAGGAUGGAAUGCAGGCAGUUUGUGUCCCCUCACGACGUCACCUCCGGGAACAGCAAGCUGAACCUGGCCUUCGUGGCCAACCUGUAUCACAUGCACCCCUCGCUGCCCAACAACAACGUGGACCCCAACAUGCACAUAGAGGCUGAAUCCAGGGAGGAGAAAACCUUCAGGAACUGGAUGAACUCAUUGGGUGUAGCGCCCUACGUCCAUCAUCUGUACAGUGAUCUGCGUGACAGCCUGGUGAUUUUCCAGCUCUUUGAGAAGAUGAACGUAUCUGUUGACUGGAAGAAGGUUAACCCAUCUCCAUACCCUGUUUUAGGGGCUAACAUGAAGAAGCUGGAGAACUGUAACUACGCGGUGGAGCUGGGAAAGGAGGCAGCUCAAUUCUCAUUGGUCGGUGUUGGAGGAGUGAACCUGAACGAGGGCAGUUCCUUGCACACCCUGGCACUGCUCUGGCAGCUGAUGAGGAGGUACACAGUGAUGGUCCUCUCAGACCUUGGCGAAGGACAGAAGAUCGGGGAUCAGAUCAUCCUCAACUGGGUGAACACGACGUUGACCCAAGGACGCAAGAACACACAGAUCACCAGCUUCAAUGACAAGCUGAUUAGUACCAGUCUACCAGUGCUGGACCUUAUCGACACCAUUGUUCCCAGUGCCGUCAAGCAGGAGAUGAUCAAGAGAGCAGAGAAGGGAGUUCUCAGUGAAACGGACAAAUUCAACAAUGCCAAGUAUGCCAUCUCCAUGGCCCGUAAAAUCGGUGCGAGGGUCUAUGCGCUUCCCGACGACCUUGUGGAGGUCAAGACCAAGAUGGUUCUCACCGUGUUCGCCUGCCUCAUGGGCCGCUGGAUGAAGAAGGCCGAGCGCUGAUCAACUUCCCCUCCCUCACACACACUCACAGACACGCACACACACACACACACACACACACACACACACACACACACACACACACACACACACACACACACACACACACACACAUACACAGACACACACACACACACACACACA